Molecule: messenger RNA, 2605 nt
Organism: Lycium ferocissimum
Lineage: Eukaryota; Viridiplantae; Streptophyta; Magnoliopsida; Solanales; Solanaceae
Product: pumilio homolog 1-like
Exons: 2
Coding region: 391-879 (162 amino acids)
Source: RefSeq, a predicted model, not a curated record
GCCACCUCAGCCUGCCCUGCAAUUGAAUAGCCACUCAUCACUUUCUACCCUAAAAACUCCUCCAUGGCGCCUUGAGAAAAGAGCUUUCUUGGAAUUUUGGUUGAUCAAAGAUUGGAUUUUUAUGAGCUGAAAGCUUAUAUUAUGAGGUUGUCCAGGUGCGGUUUGUAGCUUUUUCAGGUUUAUAUGACAAAGUUUUGAUUUUGUAGCUUUCUUGGGGUGGUAAGGAUUGUGGGUACUGAUUAUAUAUGACAAAGUUUUGGUUUUGAUAGCUUUCUUGGUUUGUUAAGGAUUGUGGGUAGUGAUUAUAUUUGUUGUGGAAUGAGUUUGUGAAGAUGGUAUCUGAAGUGGGUAGGAGACCAAUGAUGGGAAACAAUGAAAAUUCCUUAGGAGAUGAGUUUGAGACAGAAAUUGGGAUUUUUCUUCGUGACUGAAGCCGAUGAUCGCGAAAAAGCUUUGAAUAUGUAUAGAAGUGGAUCAGCUCCACCUACUGUUGAAGGUUCAUUGAGUGCAGUUGGUGGAUUGCUUAACAAGAAUGGUUUCAUGUCUGAGGAAAAACUUAGGUCUGAUCCUGCUUACUUAUCUUACUAUUACACAAAUGUAAAUCUUAAUCCUAGGUUGCCUCAACCACUGUUGUCCGGAGAAGAUGAGCGGUUUUCGCAGAGGUUGCAAGGAGGAGGGAGUUCCGCAAUCGGUGAUAGGAGGAAAGUAAACAAGAAUGAUAGUCGUAGUAAUGGUUGGAGGUCACCCUUUGCGAUGCCUCAGGGAUUUAAUAACUCGAAAAAAGCUGAGAGCGAGAACGAGAUGGGUAAAUUACAGGUUCCAGUGGAAUGGGGCGGUGAUGGGCUGAUCAGUUUGCCAGGACUAGGACUUUGUAGUUAAAAGAAGAGCACUGCUGAGAUGUUCCAGGUGCAUACUUGAAACUUUAUUUAGUGUAUUUUUUACAAUUUCAACUUUGACCAAUGGUUGUUUAGAUUCCAAGAUUCAGCUAAAAGUUUGUUACUUGCUAUGUUUAGUCGUUCUCCGUUUUCAGUAUGGAUGUGUUUGAAAGAGUUUCCUUUGUUGACCGAGGUUAAAGAAUUUAAAACCUGUGAAACAAUAAAAAGUUCAAUCUGAAUGUUCAUUAUUCUUGUCCAUUAGACUAAUUGUCUGUAAAUUGUUUCACCUCCUUAAAUUACAGGCUAAUUGCAUUUACUCCGAGCUGUAAUUUGUUGCGGUUUUCAAUAUUAACCUACCUAACGAAAUUUUCUAUGUUGUGCAAGCUUCAUAAAUAGAUCAAUAUCAUAUUGAUGUGUUGCAAAUUCUAUCUUCAAUACAUUCUUCAACUACUUCCGGAAACAAAUGAUUAGUCCCCUGCUUCUUGUGUUCCAUGAAUAUCCGGGACAUCGAGGAAUAUCUGGAAAAGCAUUCGAGGAUCUGCUUUGUGUAGCUUGCUGAACCUUUUGACUGUGCUAUAAAAUAGAACAACACAGAGCACAACCACACUUCUAUGAUGACAUGAUGAUAAAUGAAAUUGAUUACUUACAUUAGACAGGAUGAUAAGAUGGAAUUGUUGGAUCAUUCCAUGGCCAGUACUGUACAGGGCUUUUCUCAGUUUGUUUCUUGCUGUCAACUGUGAUUCUGUUCUAGCCCUGCAGGUUUGUUUCUCUUUUAAUCAAUUUUGCCCAUAUCUUCUUCUCUUUUUCCUUUUUUUUUUUUUUUUUUUUUGGGUUUCUCUGUAUCCCUAACAUCAUAGCUUUUUCCUUUCUAUCUUCGAACUUUCGCAGAAGUGCUUCUUCAAUUUCUACAGGCUUUCCGAAGUGUUUUGUGUUCUUCUUGGGUGUUAUAGCUACAGGUACCCAUUAGAGUUAUGAAAGUCUGCUCCUUUUGCCAUAAGGACAAACAUCAAAUACACCCAUAGAGAAGCUUUGAGAAUGGACAUAUUUUAAACAUCAUAUAUGUUGCUUAUUUUGAAGCUUAAUAGCUCGAUUUGCUUUAUAUCAUCUACAUGUUUUGGCUUUUGAUGAUAUGAUACAGAUACAAUUGCGAGGUUGUACUUAAUUUGUAAGAAAGUCUGUAAUGCUGCAAUACUUUCGGCUGAACAAAGAUACAGUUUGUAAUAAUUUAGUCCUUCGUGUUGUAAAUUGAACAGGUGAAGUAUCUUAUCAAGUAUCUUAUCAGUAAACAAAUCUGAACAUCUAUGCAAUAUUAUUGUAUAAUAACAUGUAAAAGCCGUACUGUUAGGUGAUGUUCUGGACUGUCUUGUAAUAAUGAUAUUAUGUUGGGCCCGUGUUGGCACGGGCCAUCCACCCCUAGUAUAUAAGAUAUUCUCUAAUUACUUGGCAUAGCUACUUCUAAGAGGUAAUUAUUGAUAAUAACUAUCUUUUAAUUUAUUUAUACUUAGUAGCCACAGUGAUUUUGUAAAUUCUCAUUCGUAGCUAUACCAAAAUACAUCAAGCUUCCGUGGCUGGAGUGGUUAUUGGCUCUGCCCUUGCCCGCCCAGGUUCAAACCCAGCCAACCACAUUACUUUUCUUACAUAUUUUUCCUAGCUUCCUCUCCUUGUAUUUUGAGUGUAUCUGAGUGUAUUUCGUCAUAUGUAUUUGGCUCAUAUUAUAUCUCAUAUGUAUU